AUCAACAAUCAUCCUCUUACCUUAUCAAAAAUAAAUAAUCCUCCUCUUCAUUUUCAAUAGAACUACUCGUUUGUUUAACUUAGUUACCAAAAAAUACUACAAUGGCUGCUUCAACAAUGGCUCUCUCAUCUUCAUCAAUGGUUGGAAAGGCAAUCAAGCUUUCCCCUUCGACUCCAGACCUUGUGAUGGGAAGAAUCACCAUGAGGAAAACAACCACCAAGAAGACUGCUCCUUCUGGAAGCCAGUGGUACGGUCCAGACCGUGUCAAGUACUUGGGUCCAUUCUCUGGUGAAGCUCCAUCUUACCUCACGGGAGAAUUUCCUGGUGAUUAUGGUUGGGAUACUGCUGGGCUUUCUGCCGACCCAGAGACAUUUGCCAAAAACCGUGAACUCGAGGUCAUUCAUAGUAGAUGGGCUAUGUUGGGUGCCUUAGGAUGUGUCUUCCCAGAACUCUUGGCUCGCAAUGGUGUGAAAUUCGGUGAGGCUGUGUGGUUUAAGGCAGGAUCUCAAAUCUUUAGUGAGGGUGGACUUGACUACUUGGGUAACCCAAGCCUAGUCCAUGCACAAAGCAUCCUUGCUAUUUGGGCUGUCCAAGUUAUCUUAAUGGGAGCUGUUGAAGGUUACCGUAUUGCCGGUGGACCUCUUGGUGAGGUAGUCGACCCACUCUAUCCAGGUGGAAGCUUUGACCCAUUGGGCCUUGCUGAGGACCCCGAGGCUUUUGCAGAGUUAAAGGUUAAAGAACUCAAGAAUGGUAGGUUAGCGAUGUUCUCUAUGUUUGGAUUCUUUGUUCAAGCCAUCGUGACCGGAAAGGGACCUUUAGAAAACCUUGCUGACCACAUCGCUGACCCAGUUAACAACAACGCUUGGGCCUUCGCCACAAACUUUGUCCCCGGAAAGUGAACAAUGACUAUACAAUAACUAUCUAAAGUUACUAGCUGGUCUAUCAGAGUGCUUGUUUCUUAUUGUUAAUUAAUUUAGUGAAAUAUUUGGUGCAUUUGGAUCGUUGUUCAAGUUUUGUACAAAUUAAGAGAGUGAAAUAAAUAUUAUAUUCUGCAAAUUAAAUGCUUGUGAAUGA
Medicago truncatula (barrel medic) is the source of this 1074-nucleotide messenger RNA. Its product is annotated as chlorophyll a-b binding protein of LHCII type 1. Gene Ontology annotation, cellular component: membrane. NCBI's taxonomy places the organism in Eukaryota, Viridiplantae, Streptophyta, Magnoliopsida, Fabales, Fabaceae. The record is from RefSeq and is a predicted model, not a curated record. Bases 102 to 899 code for a protein of 265 amino acids. Gene Ontology annotation, biological process: photosynthesis, light harvesting. The transcript has a single exon.